This is a messenger RNA of Hyla sarda, 906 nucleotides long. Its product is annotated as taste receptor type 2 member 40-like. Gene Ontology annotation, cellular component: membrane. Gene Ontology annotation, molecular function: G protein-coupled receptor activity; bitter taste receptor activity. The record is from RefSeq and is a predicted model, not a curated record. The transcript has a single exon. Gene Ontology annotation, biological process: sensory perception of taste; G protein-coupled receptor signaling pathway; detection of chemical stimulus involved in sensory perception of bitter taste. NCBI's taxonomy places the organism in Eukaryota, Metazoa, Chordata, Amphibia, Anura, Hylidae. The coding region runs from base 1 to 906 and encodes 301 amino acids.
AUGGAGAUGGCCGCACAGUUAUUCGUGAUCACUUCCUUGGUUGUCACAUGGAUCUCAGGGAUCGCUCUCAGCUCCUUCAUAGUCAUCAUCUAUAUCAUCGAAUGGAAGAAGAAAGAACAAUUCAAUGUCUGUGAUCGAAUCUUUGUCUUCAUGGCUCUGAACAACCUCCUCCGACAGUCAUCGAUCCUCCUCAGCGGUCUCUCAUUUAUAUUCUGGUUCCAUCUGAUGGUGACUAACCGCGGUUAUAUUAUGGUGUGUACUGUGACCUUUCUCUAUCUAAUCUAUGACAGUAUCUGGCACUCGGCCUGGUUGUCUAUGUACUAUUGUGUGAAGCUGGUGAACUCUUCCCAUAGGGUCAUUGUUAUGGUGAAGCACCGGUUGUCUUCUUCAGUGACUCUGCUGCUCAUUACAACGUCUGUGGCUUCGUUCCUCAUUAAUCUUCCAUGGACAAUGUUAGUUUCUGUUCCCCAUAAUAACUCCUCAUCGAGCAGAGGAAAUUUUAUCCAGCUCAAUCUGUACUUUACAUAUAUUAAUGUUCUGUUUGGCUGCUGUCUCCCGUUUCUGGUGACCUUCAUCUGUAUCGGGGUCAGUGUGGGCGCUCUGGUGAGGCACAUGUGGAGGAUGAGGCACAGCGCUUCUCAGUUCAGUUCUUCUCCUCAGCUCCAGGGUCAUGUCCGAGCCACCAGGACAAUGAUCCUUCAGGUUCUCUUAAAUUUUGUCCUGUAUGUCUCAGUAGUUGGGAUGUUGUUCGCCUCAUUGGACGAUAUUUGGAGUGUUGUUAUCUGGUUACUCAUCAUGUCUUCUCCCUCUAUCCAAAUGAUCGCUCUAAUCAUGGGGUAUCCCAAAUUACAGAAAAAAGUCCAGAUAUGGAGACACUUAGUAAGUGGAGGACUGGACCAGCGAUGA